AUGAUCUUUAAGGGUUUUAUACUGCUUAUUGCAUUUGCAUCAUUGACUUUAUCACUUCCAGUCAAAUCACCAGAUGCCCAACUUGUUCAUUCAACAGCUAAUUCUGAGUUUUUCAGUAUCAAUAAUGUAUCAAGUGUUUUGGAAAGAGAAUUGAGAUCUCUUAUGGUAUUGAAUAAGAUUGAUGUAUCUUUAGUCGCUGAAAAUGAUAAUGAUGACAAAGUUUUGAUUAUUCCAAGACACCAUAUAAAUGAAAGAACCAUGAAUGGAUUAGGAUUCAGAGAUUAUGUUAAACAUGCUAAAAAAUUGAAGUUGUCCAAUAGAGAAUUUGAUUCAAGUUUAGAAAUCUUAGUUCCUGAAAAGACAAGACCUUUUUUCAUUUUCAAUACAACUGAUCCACUCAAUAUUCCAAUUCAAAAGACAAGAGUUGAAUAUUCAAAUUUCAUUGAUCAUUCGACUCCAUUUGAUUUACCUGAAUUUUCUGAAUUCACAGAUUUUUGCUUGGUUAUAAACGCACCAAAGAAGUUUGAUAUUAAGCUUUUACACGAUGAUAUGUUAUUGGUUCCAAAAUAUAUGUUACCGCUUUAUAAACAAGCUUUAGAUGAACAAAUUCCAUUAUUGGCUUUAAUUUUCAACACAGGAAGUAAUGCUUUUGAUGCCAAAGAACAUAAUUUACCAUUGUUAAAAGUUAAAAACUAUAUUGCUAGUGAUUUUAGUCUGUUUUUUGACAUAUUUGCAAGAGAAUGGAUUGGUUCUGUUGGAUAUUCACAAUUGGUUCAUUCAAUUUUCUGUACAGUUAACGUUCAAAGCUCAAGCAAUAGCUAUUGUAUUAAAGUCAAAGAAGAUAUGAAUAACUUGGUUUUAUUUCCAGCAUACAAUGGAUUAAAAAAGGAUAAUGGUGUUGAGAAAAGACAUUUUAUUUCAGAUGAUUCAGAUGAUGAACAAAUUAAGUUUGCAUUAUACACUGGUGGCGAUAAAGUUGAAGAAUCUUUAGGUCUUGAAAAACGAGGUGGAGCAGGUGGUUCUUUAUUACAGAAGGUUAAGAAUAGUGCAAAAUUUCAAGAGUUGACUUUACCACUUUCUAUUAUCAAAGAUAAUGAUGAUGAUGCCACAAAAAGCACUGAUACAUAUAGUCCAAGAGCAAAAGGAUAUUCACAAGUUCUUUCUAAAUUAAAACAGCAUAAGAACAAACUUCAACCAAGAGAUGCUGCUAAAGUUAAUCAUCAUGAAUGGGAUGCUGCCAAAUUGGAUGAUCUUUCUGAAAAAUUGAGUGAUAGAUUGAAAGUUAAGAAUGAAAGAAAGAAAGUUAAAGAUAAUUCAAAUACUUUUGUUAUUUCACAAGCUUCAAGACAUGUACAAAGAGAAACAGAUAAGAAUGGGAAAAAAAUCAAGAAAGUAUUCAAAACUAAAAAUAGUGAUGAACCAAUAAAUGAAGAUGAGAGUACCAUAACAUUGAAGCAAGUUCAAGAUGCUACACCAAAGAAUUCAGACUCUCAAGAACAUACAGAUAAAGUUCCUUCAAAGGCUGAAAACAAGGAAUCAGUACCAGAAUGUCUACCGAUAACAUGGGCUAAUGUUUUUCAUCAAAGUAUAUUUGGGAAUCAAAAAUUUUGUGGUGUAUAA
This is a messenger RNA of Hansenula ciferrii, 1620 nucleotides long. RefSeq lists its product as uncharacterized. The coding region runs from base 1 to 1620 and encodes 539 amino acids. The transcript has a single exon. NCBI's taxonomy places the organism in Eukaryota, Fungi, Ascomycota, Saccharomycetes, Phaffomycetales, Wickerhamomycetaceae. The record is from RefSeq and is a predicted model, not a curated record.